Messenger RNA from Prunus dulcis (almond), 1655 nucleotides. Its product is annotated as probable nucleoredoxin 2. Gene Ontology annotation, molecular function: thioredoxin-disulfide reductase (NADPH) activity. Bases 15 to 1463 code for a protein of 482 amino acids. The transcript has 4 exons. Lineage: Eukaryota; Viridiplantae; Streptophyta; Magnoliopsida; Rosales; Rosaceae. The record is from RefSeq and is a predicted model, not a curated record.
AAAAGCAUCCUAGCAUGCUAUGCUAUGGACCAAACAAUUACCUAAACAUGUGGCAGCUUAUGGUUUGCUUGGGUUCACCUUUCAAUGUGGGGACAGAUAAGUUUGGAUACAAAGUUGCGGUGGUGAUUGAACAGGCAUCAGUUUUGCCAGGUGCGCUGCAAGUAGCUCAAGAGAUAUAUAUGACGAAGGACAUGAACCUGAAGAUCAAUCAUGAUUGUCAAGCUGUAAGCAACGGUGCUGCAGCUUCUAAUACCGACACCGUCGCGAGCUCCAGAGUUUCAUCUCUCCUGGCCUCCAAAGAUCGUGACUUUCUUCUUUCUCCAACUGGAAAUCAGGUGAAAGUUUGUGAUCUCGAGGGGAAGAUCAUAGGGCUCUACUUCUCAGCCAACUGGUACCCGCCAUGCUGGAACUUCAACCAAGUCCUGGUUGGCAUCUAUGAGCAGCUCAAGAGUAGUGGGUCUAAUUUUGAGAUUGUGUACGUCUCGUCUGAUGAAGACGCGGAUGCCUUUAACAUCUACCAUGCAUGCAUGCCAUGGUUGGCCAUUCCCUUUUCUGAUUUGGACACCAAGAAAGCUUUGAACCGUAGGUUUGACAUAGAAGGCAUCCCCAGCUUGGUUAUUUUACAUCCUAACGAUAAUAAAGACGAGGCUACGCUGCGCGAUGGAGUUGAACUUAUUUACCGCUACGGGGUGGAAGCCUUCCCUUUUACAAAACAAAGGUUGGAAGAAUUGCAAGAUGAGGAGAGGGCGAGGCAUGAGAACCAAACUUUGACAAAUUUACUAACAAACCACGACAGAGACAAUCUUUUGGGUCACCCCACGCCUGAACAGGUGCCUGUUGCUUCAUUAGUAGGCAAAACGAUUGGACUCUACUUCUCAGCUCAUUGGUGCCGUCCAUGCGUUAAUUUUACUCCUAGGCUGAUCUCCAUCCACCAGAAGAUUAAGGAGCAAAUGCUGGUAGAUGGGGAUCAAGACGGAGAGGACUUCGAGAUAGUAUUUGUGUCCAGUGAUCGUGACCAAGCAUCGUUCGACUCCUACUUCGACACCAUGCCAUGGCUAGCGUUGCCUUUUGGAGAUCCAAACGUCAAACAACUUGUCAAGCAUUUUGAUGUCAAAGGUAUCCCUUGUUUGGUAAUUUUAGGGCCUGACGGUAAAACCGUGACCAAGCAGGGUAGAAAUCUCAUCAACUUGUACCAAGAAAACGCCUAUCCCUUCACCGAGGUAAAAUUGGAACUGCUGGAGAAAAAAAUGGAUGAGGAGGCUAAGAGCCUCCCUAGGUCGGUGUACCAUGGAGGGCACCGGCACGAGCUUAACUUGGUAUCGGAAGGCAACGGAGGAGGACCCUUUAUAUGCUGUGACUGUGAUGAACAAGGAUCAGGUUGGGCUUACCAAUGUCUUGAAUGUGGAUAUGAGGUGCACCCCAAAUGUGUGACUCUGACUGUUGCAGCCAGUAGCAAUAGGUGAUUCAGUAAAGCGUUGUGUGUGCGUGCCUUUGUGCUAAUGCUACUAAUUAAACUUGAGCUGUAUUAUAUAAUUUCUGAUAUUCGUUUGUUAAUUAAGAUUUGAGAUUGGGAUUCCCUAUGAAUCAUUUAUAUAUGUAAUGUGGUUCUCAUUUCUCAAGUAAUUAAUUGGCACUGAAAUUCUUGGGUGUGAUCA